Messenger RNA from Paralichthys olivaceus (Japanese flounder), 1030 nucleotides. RefSeq names its product heat shock protein, alpha-crystallin-related, 9 (gene hspb9). NCBI's taxonomy places the organism in Eukaryota, Metazoa, Chordata, Actinopteri, Pleuronectiformes, Paralichthyidae. Gene Ontology annotation, biological process: protein refolding; response to heat. The record is from RefSeq and is a predicted model, not a curated record. Gene Ontology annotation, cellular component: cytoplasm; nucleus.
GUAACAAGAAGAAGACACGUGGGAAAUUUGAAGUUUUCACACUUCACUGGAGCCUGAAGACAUUAGGUCUGGAAGAAGGAGACGAGAAUUAGGGAGACAACAACACACAACGCUCGCAGUCUGCUUGUACCAAAGUUUUGCCAAGAAGAACGCUCCUCCAACGCUGACAUGAUGUCCCAGCGCAGUGCUUUGAACAGCAUGUUCACAGAUGACCCAUUCUUCAGCCAGGAACGGCUUCUGUGGCCGCUCCAUCACGGGGCCCUUUCCUCGCUGCAGCAGGACUUCUUCAACCGGAGAGCCAAGCUGGCCGACAGCCUCUUGAGGGAGCUCCACGAUGGGCACCCCCUGCUCAGACUGAGCCAGCUUCCCCUCCUUUCCUCCACUUUGGCUGGGCUGAAUGAUGGAAAAGAGGAACAGCUAGAGCUUCCCAGCACAGAGCUGCAGAAACAAGUACAGCAGCCUUCAGAAAAUAACAGUGACCUCCUGGUCACCCUGGAUGCACGUGGUUACGCCCCCAGUGACAUCACUGUCAAACUGGAGGGGCGCAGGCUAGCGGUGGUGGCCAUGAAGCAGGCUGGGGCAGAGGAGAGCCAGACCUGCUCCUCCUCCUCUUCCAGCGCCGCCUUCUGCUCUUCGGCCUCAUCUCAGCUGGGGUUCGUCCAGAAGAUCGACCUGCCCGCUCACCUGGAUCUAUCUGGCCUGUCCUGUUCCCUGAUGGAUGAUGGACAGUUGCGAAUCCAUGCCCCUGUGGCCAAGCAGUCAAUCAGCGAGGAGCACCAAGUGCCCAUCCGGUUCAGGUCAUCGUUGGAGUUUCCCAUUACAAAGGACAAGACAGAGGGGGAGAACACAGACUAAUGCACAGUGUGACUGAAAUUCUUUUUCUAAAUAAAUAAAUAUGGAUAUGCUGUUGUACCCACACACGAACACUUCCACUAAAAGUCUUUGAGGAGAGUUUACAAAUGAAGAGAGUAUUUAUUUUGUAAUUAUCUGCAAUUUGUAUAAAUCUUUGAUGAAUAAAGUUUUGGAUUUU